Topomyia yanbarensis is the source of this 1380-nucleotide messenger RNA. RefSeq names its product zinc finger protein 501-like. Gene Ontology annotation, molecular function: DNA-binding transcription factor activity, RNA polymerase II-specific; RNA polymerase II cis-regulatory region sequence-specific DNA binding. Bases 64 to 1365 code for a protein of 433 amino acids. NCBI's taxonomy places the organism in Eukaryota, Metazoa, Arthropoda, Insecta, Diptera, Culicidae. The record is from RefSeq and is a predicted model, not a curated record. Gene Ontology annotation, biological process: regulation of transcription by RNA polymerase II. The transcript has 2 exons.
UGCCUCGGCUUAAAUGUCACAAUUGCGAGCAGACCUUUACUAGGAAAGCAAAACUUAAGAAACAUGUGGAAGAAAUGCACGCUCAAGAUAAGUCCCUGUAAUACAGAGCGAUCGCCAAAUCAGUGUCCAAAAUGCCAUUCCGAUGACGAGCAGGAUGGUGAUGGUACCGCUAAACUGCGCAACUUAGAACAACACAUGCGAACCGAACACGAAACAUCAUCUCACCGGUGCGACAUUUGCGGGAAAAUCUUUAGACAUAGGAAGUCACUCAAAAGACAUACCAAAAUGCAUACCGGCGUACGGACGUUCUGUUGCGAAAUAUGUGGCAAAGGCUUUGCAUGCCAAACCUAUCUGAACAGGCAUACGAGAGUGCAUACUGGAAUUCACAACUACAAGUGCGAUGUUUGUAGCAAAGGAUACAGUUCAAAGUCUAAGUUUAUGGACCAUGUCAGAUCCCAUACAGGCGAGCGCCCGUAUGUAUGUGACAUAUGUGGAAAAUGUUUCGCUACCCAGCCCAUUCUGAGACGUCAUACGUUAGGACAUUUAGCAAAUCGCACGCACAACUGUGACGUUUGUGACAAAGGAUUUACUACAAGAGACGUCCUCGUGCGUCACAAGAAAUCCCAUAGUAUCGAACGCCCACACAAAUGUGACAUAUGUGGAAAAAGUUUCAAAAAUGACUAUUCGUUGCGGUAUCACAGUGGAGUGCAUAUGAGUGCAUAUGAACAUCCUUUCAAAUGUGACAUUUGUAGCAAGAAAUUUGCUUUUCUUAAGCAGUUCAAUGACCAUCUGAAAUAUCAUAGUGACGCACGUCCGCAUCGAUGUAAUGUUUGCGCCAAAGAGUUCAGACUUAAAUCUUUUCUCGUCACACACAUGCGAAUUCAUACUGGUGAACGGCCAUACAAAUGUGAAGUUUGCGGUUCGUCGUUCAAGACUUCUGAUGGCCUGGUAAAGCACAUGCAAAUUCACUCAAACCUAGCAUCAAACCUGUUGGAAUGUGACAUAUGCGGAGCAAAGUUCAGCCGACGAACACAUCUUAGCGCUCACAGUAAGGUUCAUCGGCAAACACCGUUUCACGAAUGUCCUAAUUGUGACAAACAAUUUCUCACCACUAGAGAGCUGGAUAGGCAUAGAGUUACCGUUCACAAUGAUCGACCGUACAAAUGUUCGAUCUGCGACAAAAGCGUCACCACCAUGUCCAACUUACGGCAACAUCUGAAAGUUCAUACUGGCGUGAUUCGAGUCAAAUGUCACAUUUGCGAGCAGAGUUUUACAAAGAAUUCAAACCUCACUAAACAUGUAAAAGAAAUGCAUGCUCAAGAUAAAUGUAAUGUAAAGCGACCACAUCAGCGUCUAAAAUGCUAAAUUCUCCACAACGAA